Oncorhynchus masou masou (cherry salmon) is the source of this 6612-nucleotide messenger RNA. It is a transcript of the gene akna, whose product is annotated as AT-hook transcription factor. Lineage: Eukaryota; Metazoa; Chordata; Actinopteri; Salmoniformes; Salmonidae. The transcript has 22 exons. The record is from RefSeq and is a predicted model, not a curated record. Gene Ontology annotation, cellular component: centrosome. The coding region runs from base 341 to 5005 and encodes 1554 amino acids. Gene Ontology annotation, biological process: neuroblast division in subventricular zone; epithelial to mesenchymal transition; neuroblast delamination.
GCUCCGAGAAAGGAGCUAUUAGCCAACGGAUACUCUCGCUUUUUCCUGGUGGAUUGACGUUAAUGCCCACGAUCACAGCGGUUCUCAAGGCAACCAAGGCCUGCUACUUUGAAGUCUGCCAAUGCUGCAAUCUCGACGCCUCUCUGAAUUUCUGCUACAACUGCCUUGGAUGAUAUAAACACAAGGGUAUCAAGUGUCCCAAGCUUUCCAUAAGACGGACAUAGGCCCUCGGCCAGUAGGCGAGAUUCUAAGCCAUGACUUUGGAGGUGGGCUUCAGAGGAGCAGCCAAUCAGGAUACGGGGUGACACCAGACCUGGCUAGAGGUCAGAUCUGAGAGAGGAUGGAGACCAGAGGGCAACGCACAAGGGCAGGAAUUUUGUUCUGGACCCCCGCUCCUCAACGCCCCUCUCCCUUCAGCUCCAUAGGCUCAGAGGUGGACUGGGGGGUAGAGGAGGAUGAGGAAGGUUGGGACAGGAAAGCAGAAGAGGAGGAGGGCUUCCACACCCAGAUGGAUGAGAACGGGAUCAUAGGACUGGACGAGGCCUUGGAGGAUGUGGGUCCGGGAGGAGAGGAGGAGGAGGAGGGAGAGGAGAAUCCACCCUGGUACACUGGAGCCUUGGAGGAUGUGGGUCCGGGAGGAGAGGAGGAGGAGGAGGGAGAGGAGAAUCCACCCUGGUACUCUGGAGCCUUGGAGGGGUCCCUGUCCCCCAGUAGGGCAGGUGGGCUGCGGCUGGUAGACCCUCUAGAAGAGCUGAGUUAUAACCUGAGUGAGCUGCAGGACUCUGAGCCAUCUGGAGAGGACACGCACACGCUCUCACUCUGUGACGAUGUAUUGGAGGACAAGGACCGUGUGGAGAUCUGGAGUGAGGAAGAGGAGCAGCAGCAGCAGAAGGUUGAACAGGAGAAGAGCUGCGUGGUCGACAGGCAGCGGAUGGAGCAUCUCCCAGAGAGAGACAGACAGCUGGACGUGACGGAGGACGAGAAGGAGAUGGAGGAGGAGGAGGAGGACAGCGAGCCACACGCGCACACUGACAUGAUGGCAUAUCCUGUCACAGCCAGGGCUGGGCCUGGCUGGGAUCAGGGCCUUAUUGUCAGAGGAGGAGAGUGGGGGAAGGAGGAGAGCGAGGUCUGUGCUGUAGGCAGUUAUAGGGCCGACCUACAAAUAGAGGAGACUAGUGAACUCUCAGAGAGUGACAGCAGAGGGGGGGAACGGUUGGGAGCGAGUGUGUCUGGAAACCUAAUUUUCCCUCCCGACCUGCUCUGUUCACCCCCCCAGUCUCUCCCCUCCCCUCCCAGUUCUACCUUUCCUCACCUCCUCCACUUCUCCUCUGAGGAGUUGGCCUAUGCUCCAGGGAUUGAAGCCGAGACGUUCCCGGAGGAUCCCACCUUCACAGAGAGCCUUCCGGAAUCCCGCAGCAGCCGGAUGAGCAACGCCCCCAGGCCUCAUUGGCCGCUUGAGUCAGGGGGGGAGGAUCUCAAGCCUAGGACCUCCCCUUACCCAGCAGCUAUCUCUCCUGCGUGUGGGAUAUCUUACCAACUCAGCGAGAGAAAAGAGAGGGGUGGAGAGAGCCCACAGGAUGAGGUAGGCGUUAACCAUCGGCAACACCCCUAUCCGAGGAAGAUAAGACAGAGCUUAUCUGACCCCCCACAAGCCAUGGUUUGUUCCUCCCAGAAAUCCUGGCAUGUACCCUCACAGUCCCCCCUUCACAGCAGCACCAAGGACUGGAACCACCAGACCCCCAGGGAGAGCCCCCCCAAACCCCAACCCAGGAGUCAUGACCCUGACAUGGACGAGGGCCGAAGAGGCCCACUGACCUACCCCACCCCAGACUUCUCCAAGGUAGAGCCCAGGGUCCACUUCCCUAAGAGCGGCUACACCCCCCCCAAGAGCAAAGGCUCCCCCAGAAAGAGGUCUCUGUCAUUGGAGCCCCCCCUGGUGUUUAAGUCCCCUGCUGACAUAGUGAGAGAGGUGCUGCUGAGCAGUACAGACGGACCCCAAUCCCCCUCGCCGCGCAGCGGGCCCCGCAGGCCCCUGAUCUCUAUGGUGCCAGAGGAUUUCAGAUGCCCACAACAGGCCAGCACUCUGGUACAGCAGCUGCAGGAGGACUACAACAGGCUGCUGACCAAGUAUGCUGAGGCAGAGAACACUAUUGACCGGAUGCGUCUGCAAGCCAAGGUGAGCCUCUACUCCGACCCUCCCAAGCCCAGUCACGCUGUCCAAUCAGGUGUACUCCAUGAAGGGUCAAAGGUCAUGACCCUAACUUUUCCCCACGCUCAGAGGGCGGAGCUCAGCUCAGGCUCUGUUUACCUAAAUGGACAGGCUGCCCAACAAGGACAUAGUGGAGUCUCCUCUGCGGCCUCCUCAUCCCCCAGAAGCCUGGGCCCUGGAGUUGGAGAGCAGCUGACCAGGGCUCUCUCAAAGCAGGCUGAGAGGUUUCUCCAGCAGGUGCAGACAUUUGAAGAGCUCCUGAGGAGAGGGAAACUUAAACCGUUUGAGCAGAUGAAGGGUUUGUCCCAGCUGCUGCAGGGGCAGGAUUCUCUGGAAAGAGGUUAUCUAGCAGCACGAGACGAACACAGACUUCUACUGCAGAGAGGGGCCGAGCUGGGCCCCUUUGAUCCCGGCAGGGAGUUGGAGGGCCGUAUAUUCCAGUGUGGGAUGCGUGUGGAGGAGCUCAAGGAACAGGUAGAGCAGACUGAACAGGACCGGCCCACCUCAGAAGCCCCUCCCACUCCACCUCCUCACCCCACCCCCUACUCCAUGCCUGCAGGGGGCAGCGAGCCCAUGCCACUCCCUGAGAGCCCAGUGUUACCUCUGCCAGGGGAGUCUGGGGUGGGGGUGGAGGUUAGCUCGGCCAGCGGAGAGAGCGAGGGAGAAGAGGGAGGGAUGCCAUCCCUGCUCCUCCAUCCCUUACGUCACGAACACAAACGCGUAGAGAGAGACUUCAGCAUGCUGAUGGACCACUACCAGAGUUUGAGGGAGCUGCCCAGACUGCUAGACCUGGAUCUGACAGAGGGAGACCAUGACUCUCCUGACGCAGGAGAGGAAGCCACACAUUCAGGUGGUGAGGGGACAAGAGAGGGACCACACCCAAGGACAGGGAGGGAGAAGGGCCACACAAGUCUCGCUCAGAGACGGCCAAUGCAGGGUCAGCAGGACACUCCAUUCAUUCCAACGGCGAGACCAAGGACCAGCAAAUCACUUCCUCCUUCCCCAAAGGACCUCAGCCAAUCCGCUGCAUUUCCUGAUCUGCUGGCCAAUGACAGCAAGAGGUCCGAGGUCAGGAAGUCUCAUGGCAGCAGUCUGACCAGUUUGGGGGAGAGUGCUGCCUCAGAGAGGCGAGGCUCCAAACGGCAGCCUGGGACCAGGAGAGGGCCGUCCCAGGAUGGGAUCAUGUCACCAGAGACUGACAGUGGUUUUGUUGGCUCUGAAAGCAGUCGUCUGACUCCUGCAGCACCUCGUGCUCUCCACCAGGGGGCGAGCCUGUCAGUCCCUGAGGAGCAGAGCCCAGGGAAGCCCCACCACACAUCCCCCGUGCCAAGGCAGCCUCUCCCCUCUUCCUGCACCCCCUCACACAGACCAACCUUGCUGGAGCACUGUGGAGGCUCUCGUCUGAGCACCCCAAGGCAGGUACGGGGGUCUUCGGGGAGAACCAGAGGGGAGGAAAGGAGGGGCAUCGCAGGCUCCAGGGCCAGCAGGACCCCCCAGCCCUGGGCUGGCAGUGGGACCAGUGAGUUUGGACCAGACAGUGACCACAUCCACUCUGCGUCAGGGGAGGAUGAGGGACAAAGUGACCGUUCCACCCGAACGACCCAGCAUCGCUGCCAGCCAAGCCCCUCCCCCACUGCACCCUAUCACCAUGGAGAUCCCCUCCGAGCCCUGAGCUCUGGUCAGCUGACCAACCGCAAUGAGGCCAUCCAGUCCCUGCAGGCGGAGGUAGGCAGACUAAAGGAGCGACUCGAGGGCAGUCUGAGACAGACCAACCCUCCCAGUCCUGUUAGAGCGCCCCCCUCAGCCCAGGAUGGCCACACACACUCUCUCAGCUCAACACCUCGUACCAGGUCUGCUCAGCGAAGGAGGGAUGGUGGUAGAGAGGAGAGCAGGGAGGAGAGGAGGUGGGGUGAGGAGCAGCAGGUGGAGGAGAGGUCUCCCGGGUUGACUCCUCGAAGAUCAGCCUCUGUUCCCAGACAGAGACCUGAACUGGACAUCACGACAGAAUCGGAGCAUUUCCAGUCCACACCCAGACUUCGGUUCUCCAGGCGUAUCCCAGUGUCCCCUGCAACGUGGGGAGGCAGCUGUGGCAGAGCAGAGACCGUCAGGAACAGCGGAGCCCACACAAGGCAGCAUGUCAGUAUGUCUGUCGGUGGAGAUGGUGAUAAACCUGACUGUAGAGGGAGGCAGGCCCCUGUGUGUCCACAAUGUUCCCCACAGACACACAGCCAUGGACACUCUACACGACCAGACGGGGGUGGUGGUGACACUGAGCCUGUCCACAGUCACGCUGGUCUUCAUUCUCGCCACUGUCCUACGUGUGGAAGGUCUCAGACAUACCGGAGCACGAAACACGACCGACGGACAGAGAGCGACUCGGGUCCCGCCCACAGAGGCAGCUGGCCAAUGAGCUCCCCCCACGGUGAUGUGAGAGGCGUGUACUUUGCGGCGCCGCCCCCUCCUGUGCUGGGCAGUGUGCCGCUGGUCCAGUGUGUGCCAGUGUGCCCGCCAGUUCUGUACUACUCCAGCCCUGUGAUGAAUGUAGCUCCAUCCCAGCCCCAGCCCAUCUAUGUGUCUCUGGGUGGGGGUGUGGCCACUGGGGUUAGGAGACAUCAUGAGCAGGUCCGAGGUGGAGCUGGCCAUUCCCUGUCUGCUGACCAGCGCUCUCUGAGCAGCUCUCUGAACCAUGCCAUCGAGGCGGCCAGGGGGAUGAGGGAGGCCUCUCGACGCAUGGCCCGCACCAUCGCCACCGGACUGCACCACCAGGAGGCGCUGUCACAGUCCUGCAUGUACUGAUGGACCAGACCAGACACACACACCGGGGGUUGUGUUCAUUAGUGUACACCGUAGCAAAAAUGUUUUGCAACUUAAAAAGGAAAACAAGCGUUUCUUAUUGGAGACGUUCAGGUCUCUCCUCGUUUCAGUCUGUUUUCUUCCGUUUGGUGUCUAGUGAAUAUGACCCUGGCAAGUCUUUGGACCAGCCACUCUGUACUGACAUGGACAUCUCUAAAUGUUAUUGUACUGUGCACCUAGUAUAACAGUUCGGUAUUUGGGGUAACAUGAAGCAAGUUCCUGGGUACAGAUCCUGGGGCCUCAAGCCACUCAUUCAGCUGCAGGUUUCUUGGUUGCAGGUAGUGAGGAACUACAGACCCUUGACAUCAGCAUUUGAUCAUCACCCAGUGGCUCAGCACUGAUAGGAAAGUAGGGUCUACAAACUGUGCUUUAUGCAGGUUACUACAGGUUACAGCUUUAGAUGAAAGGUGGAGUGGCUGUUGCAAUCUCAGGUAUCAUUUAGAAACAACAGUUGUGGGAUCUGGCAGCUUAAGUGGACAACAGUAGCAGUUCAUCUCGUACUCAUAAAAAUGCACUAGAAUCUGCAUAUUAAUGAUUUACGUUUCGAAAUAACGGACAUCUGCACAUGUUUAGUUUGCUAUGAAACCCGGAAUUAGUUUUGGACAUUUGUUUUGUUACAUUUGUACAAUGGAUGUGAGACAAAGAAAUUAAAUUGCUGCUAUGGAUCUUCAGAUGAGAUGAAACAUUCACACAUUUUACCCGAAUUUAUUGAUUUUAAAUCCGGGUUCCUCAGCUGGCGGCCUGCAGGUGGUUUCAUUUGAAAUGAUGUUUUUUAUCCAACAUAUCCGUUUAAGUUUGCAGUCUACCAUUGGUUUGGAAUUCUAUUCCCGACCGUCGCGCGGCUAAAUCAAGCCGAUGAUCCCUGUUCUAAAUGGUUUGUUUCAAUGUUAUUCUUCGUCAUUUGUGUAAUAAUGAGUUAAUAACGUUAGUAAUUGGUUGUAUUUUUUAGGUGUCUUAGUUUGUGUUGAACACAAAAAUGAGACUUUAGGUAUACACAUUUCUAAGAUUUCGGAUAUGCAGAUUUAUAAAAAAAAAAGUUAUCGUUUGAUUAACAAAUGAUUUUUUAACUAAUAUUUUUGUAGCAAAAUAUCUUUAUUUUUGCUUUGAAGCCAAAUAAAUGUUGACGGUGAAACAACUAAUAGGUAUUAAGUAAGGCUGGUGUCGGUUGUAACCAGAUUCCAUGGACUGCAGGUACAGUAUGGAGAAGUCACCUGACGGUCACUGUUAGAGGCCCGUCCAUACACACUGAAGUUGUACAACCAUUUUGAUACAUCGCAGCGUUUCUCUGCACAAAGAAAUAAUAACACAAGCAUUGAAGAGACACUACACAAUGGAUGUAUACACUUGAAUCACAGCCAUCAUGUAAAAUGUGCUUGUAGAUUAGUCGUACAACCUGGGUGUGUAUGGGGUCAGAGGUCUUCGGGGUCAGAGGUCUUCGGGGUCUGACUGCACAAUGUGAACUGUGAGCUGGAAAAUGAGAGGGUUAACUCCGAUACACUACAGUGAAGAACGGCAGAAUUGCAAUGUAGCUACAGUAAGAACUGAGUCUU